Cyclopterus lumpus (lumpfish) is the source of this 4959-nucleotide messenger RNA. It is a transcript of the gene trim2b, whose product is annotated as tripartite motif containing 2b. The record is from RefSeq and is a predicted model, not a curated record. The coding region runs from base 639 to 2654 and encodes 671 amino acids. Lineage: Eukaryota; Metazoa; Chordata; Actinopteri; Perciformes; Cyclopteridae. The transcript is spliced from 14 exons. Gene Ontology annotation, molecular function: ubiquitin protein ligase activity; translation repressor activity; zinc ion binding. Gene Ontology annotation, biological process: protein polyubiquitination; negative regulation of translation; proteasome-mediated ubiquitin-dependent protein catabolic process.
CUCCUCAGCCUGGUGCUGCUGCAAGCUGCUGGUGUUGCCGUGACGAUGAUAUCCACCCCCCUCCCACACACACACACACACACACACACACACAGUACAGAGGAGAGGCAGCUAACAAGACGCUAUCAUGAUGCGAUGGCUUCAGGCUGGAGAGCUGACACACACUCACCCUCAUCGGCUGAGGAACACGGGCUGUCCUCCGUUUGAACCGCUCUGGGAAUUAAACCAACCAGGUCUGUAAAUGAGGCCUGAAGAGGAUCAGACGGCUGCCGUCACACUAUAAUACUUCAGGCUUUUGGGAUCUUUCAGCGGACUUUUAAUUGUUCUGGGAAAAAGAAGUUUAACGUGGAGGAAACGGAAUAAUCUAAAGGGAAGUCUUGGUUGCACACUAAAAUAAGAUAUAGAGACACCCGAUGUCCUGGAAGUCUUCUGUUUGGGGGUAUGAGCGUAGCCCCUCUUCUUCGCUGAGAUAAUGACGUCAUGCCUCUCUUGACAUCCAACGAGUGGCACAACUAGAUUAUUUGAAUGUUUCCUUCCCGCGUGCACGAUGGACUGAAGUGAACCAGAAGGGUCCAGCCCCUUUUCCCCACGGCAGCAGCGUGGGAUAAGGGGUGUGUUCGGAGGUUCACCCCCACCAGAUGGAGGCCCACCAACACUCACCGGAUAGCAGCAGUGAGGAGUGCACCGUCCUGGAGGCUCCGCCCGGAAAGAACGCCUGCCCGCUGCACGCAGGGAAGGUGGCAGAGCUGUUCUGUUCGGCCUGUGAGAGUGCGCUGUGCGAGGACUGCGUGCCGGACCACGAGGAGCACCCUAAGGUGCCCCUCAGCCAGGCCCUGGAGCAGCACCGCAGCAGCCUGCAGGAGAGGCUGGGGGGCGUCCAGAGCAGACUCCCUCAGAUUUCAGACGCCCUGUCCUUCGUUAAGGAGAUCCUCCAGCAGCUGACCAAUCAGAGAGCUUUCAUCGAAGAGGACAUCCAGUCGAGCUUCGAGGAUCUGCACAAGCAGCUGGAUGUCCGGAAGAGUGUUCUGCUGAUGGAGCUGGAGGUCACGUACCGACUCAAGCAAAAGGUCCUCCAGGCUCAAGUGGACAGCCUCGUGCGGGGGGAGGGGGACCUCGCGGCCUCCUGUACCCAGACGGAGGAGGCUCUGGCUGGGGAGGCGUGCGCGGCGAGCAUGCAGGCGGAGCAGGAGCUGCAGGAGAGGCUCGGGGGGCUGGCCGGACUCGGCCUGCCGUGUCAGCCGGAGGAGAACGACCAGCUGGAUCUGCUGCUGGAGACAGACGGGCUGAGGAAGUCCAUCCACAACCUGGGGACCAUCGUCACGACCAGUGCGGUGGCGAGCCAGAGCGAAGCCAUGGGUGCCGGCCUGGAGCAGUGCAUUGUGGGCCACCCUGCCUCGGUCACCAUCGUGACAAGAGACAAGUCAGGGGGAGCCUGCAAGAGCGGCAACGCGAUCCUGUCAGCAGAGGUCUUCACCCCAGAUGGAAGCAUCGUGGACGGGGAAAUAGUGGACCACAAGAAUGGGACCUAUGAGUUUGUGUACACGGUGCCGAACGAGGGCGACUUCUCGCUGGCUCUCCGUCUGUACGAUCAACACAUCAAAGGAAGCCCCUUCAAGCUGACCAUCAACAGGAUCUUAGAAGCAGAAGUGGAGGUGUCCCCCUCCACCACCACAGCAACCAACUCAGCAGCCUACGCCACCCCGUCCACGGGCUCCUCUGAGGGGGCAAAGAGAAGAGGGAAGUCCCCCGGCCAGAAGAAAAAGGGCUCCAAGAGGGCCAGCAGCGCCCUGGGAACCCCGCGACGCAAGACCCAGAACCCCAUCGAGGACGACCUCAUCUUCCGGAUUGGAACGAAGGGGAGGAACAAAGGAGAGUUCACCAACCUUCAGGGAGUGGCGGCCUCCUCCACUGGCAGGAUACUGAUAGCUGACAGCAACAACCAGUGCGUUCAGAUUUUCUCCAACGAGGGGGAAUUCAAGACUCGUUUUGGCAUGCGGGGGCGGUCCCCGGGGCAACUGCAGCGCCCCACCGGCGUGGCCGUGCACCCCACUGGUGACAUCAUCAUCGCCGACUAUGACAACAAGUGGGUCAGCAUCUUCACCAGCGAGGGCAAGUACAAGGCGAAGCUUGGCUCUGGUCGACUCAUGGGGCCGAAGGGCGUAUCCGUGGACCAGGACGGUCAUGUGAUCGUGGUUGACAACAAGGCGUGCACUGUCUUCAUCUUCCAGCUCACCGGCAAGCUCAUCUCCAAGUUUGGCAGUCGAGGCAACGGUGACAAACAAUUUGCAGGUCCACACUUUGCAGCGGUGAACAAUAACAACGAGAUCAUCGUGACUGACUUCCAUAACCACUCUGUCAAGGUUUUCACCCCUGAGGGAGAACUGGUGUUGAAGUUUGGCUCCAACGGUGAGGGAAACGGCCAGUUCAACGCUCCCACUGGUGUAGCUGUGGACGUGAAUGGGAACAUCAUCGUAGCUGACUGGGGCAACAGUAGAAUACAGGUGUUUGACGGCAGCGGCUCCUUCCUCUCCUACAUCAACACCUCAGCAGACCCUCUGUAUGGACCCCAAGGUCUGGCUCUGACCUCUGAUGGACACGUGGUCGUGGCUGACUCUGGCAACCACUGCUUCAAAGUCUACCGCUACCUGCAAUGAUGGAGGCUUGGGCAGAGACAGGAAGUGAAGAGAGGCUGAAGGGAAGGGAAGGGAGGUGGAGGGAGCGUUUGUUGGAGUAGAGGGAUAUGGUGCACCAUGUCAAAUUCUAGGAAUUGUUGCAUGAACCUCUACUUGCAACGGAUGGAGAAGAAAGGGGGGAAGCAAAGAAGAAGGAUUAGCCAUCAUUACAUCAUUAGACUGCAAUGAAACUGCAAAUCCAGUGUUGACAUCUUUUGGAUUAAGUAUCAUUGUAGUAAUCGUCAUAAAAAUGAAACAGAGGAUGGUGGGACAAAGAUUGGCCUUCGAGCUACAUUUACAGUGUAAAGAAGGAGAAGGAUAUUUGCAGAUGAGGGAGAAUAGAACGAUGGUGGAUUCAAGAGUUUGUAGAAUGAUGCAAUGCUGGAGUAAAGACAGUUAUGCAACGACUAAUUAUUGUCAAACUCAAACUCAUGAAGUCCGUCUAUCUCCCAGCGUGGCGUUAUUUAAAAUCGGAGGAUGUGAAAAAAAGCUUUAAAAAAAAGAAGAGGGAAGAGCAAAUCAAGGUUGCAAAAGGAAACCACUGCUUCCUAAACCCACAAUGGAUAUGAUGGAAUAAAGGCAUCGAAGAAGUAUACAAGACGUGAGCGUAUGAAUGAAGGCUGAUGUUUUGGAGAGAAUUGAAUGGAAGAUAAAAUAUUUGUAAUGUUCUGCCUUCUCAUGUUGUAUGUAAAUGUAAAAACAAUGGCCAGUGAGCUGAAAGAGGUCCACGUCUUAGUUUGACAUCACUUCUUACUUCCUGCGUUGCUUUUGAACCAUAAUAUUAAAUUGGUGCACCAACUCUGACACGUGGAAGCUACAAUUAGCUACCAACUCUACGAGGUUGUCAAGGCGUCAGAAGAGCAUCGUCGACUACAUUGUUCAAGAUUCACUUUAAAUAUUAUCAGACUAAGACAUGGGCCACUUUUAGCCUGUAGUGCAUUGUUUGUCUAUUGUCUGAAUAAGGAAUGUUUAUUUAGUUUCUUGCCAUAUGCUAGUAUACUUUAAGUCAUAGGCAAUAGACUCAACGUUAGAAAAAUGCUUGACUCUGACUCUGAUUGUCUGGAUUGGUUGUUUUCAAUUGGUUGAUUGACAUUGACAAGCAGCAGCACCAUCUUAUCUAUGCCUGGUUUGAGUGUUCAUAUAUUUUUUCCCUGAGAAAUCUGUUACAAAGUGGGGUGGCAAAAAAAAAAAAAGGUCUAUAAAUCUAUCCUAUAUAUUUGUGAGAAUACCUUUAAAGAUAUCGUGUAAAAAUGUUGUAAUCUAACAAUUUCACACACUUGUUUCUGCAAAAUUCUCGAAUGUUUACAUUCAUUUUCCGACCUUGUCCAGGAUUCUAGAAUGUUUUGAGAGUCCCGAGAAGCGCUGGUGUGAUUCCACAUGUUCACAGAACAAGCAUGCCUCUGUGUUACGUGACAACCCCCCCAGGUUUCAACUGGGAGCUCCCAUUUUACAAUUUACAGUAAUGUCAAGCAGCAAAGGACACGAGAGAAAUGUGACAUUGCAACGCAUUGGAAAGAAAGUGCUUUGCAAUAGUAAUAAUAGUAACAGAAAGCAUUUUAAUAGGCAAGAAAAGCAUUUAAGUCGCUCACGUCAGCAUUCAACUCGACAGAUUAAACGUACAGUUAUAAAACAUGUGACGGAUGCUUGCGCUGCCUCAACCUCAUGUAAGUUAUUGCUUCUAUUUAUUUAUUUAUCUAUUUCGUCUUUGUAACUUGCCAUUUGAUUGUGUUCCACCGUGUGCAUUGAAGUUCUUAAGUGCCCAUUUAUAUUUCUUCUUUUUGUACAUUUUGUCUUGUUAUGUUGAAUCAAAAUAUGAUUGUUGGCAUUUGAUACGUUUUAUACUGACUGUUUUGAGCGGACAAAUCUACAUUUCAAGCUUUAUUACAUUUUUUUUUGUCAAAUGAAAGUCGUCUUGUCGUGAAAGGGGAAAUAAUGUAGCUAGCCAGUUAGCAAAAAAUGCUUGUUAGCAUUACAUUCCUGAUCAAAACCAAUGGACAAUAACCAGGCCGGCAAACAUUGAGCUAUCCAAAUGAGGAGGUUUAUUUUGCAGUCGGUACUUCUGGGCUGUUUGUAGCCAUUGGUUUUAAAUGCUGAAUGUUAACAAUGCUCUCUAUUACAGAUAGCCAUGACAAAAACAGUCUAAUAAGUGCAUGUUCAAUAAAAAACAAUACAUUUAAAUGAAAGCUGUCAGUCCCAGAAAUGAGAGCAUGUCAUUCCACUUAUUGUGCGUCUAUUAAAAGUACACUCUCUGACUUAAAUGCCAUUAAAUUUUCAGAUUCUGCUCAGA